Colletotrichum truncatum is the source of this 1713-nucleotide messenger RNA. RefSeq lists its product as uncharacterized. The record is from RefSeq and is a predicted model, not a curated record. Gene Ontology annotation, molecular function: peptidyl-prolyl cis-trans isomerase activity; ubiquitin protein ligase activity. NCBI's taxonomy places the organism in Eukaryota, Fungi, Ascomycota, Sordariomycetes, Glomerellales, Glomerellaceae. Gene Ontology annotation, cellular component: catalytic step 2 spliceosome. Gene Ontology annotation, biological process: protein peptidyl-prolyl isomerization; protein polyubiquitination; protein folding.
AUGGGUAAGAACACGGACAAACUGUACAUUACCCAUUCCGAGUGGUCAUCUUCGGAUGCGUACUCUGCGAGCGCCGGCGCCAACGUGAAUGCACGCUCACGUAUUGGCUCAACUUAUCGUCGUUUGCCUUUCAACUUCUGUGCUGCUAGCCUUCAGCCAUUCAAAAAUCCUGUCUGCACCCAAGACGGUACGAUUUUUGAUGUAGAAGUGAUUAGCGCAUGGCUAGAUAAGCAUAAAACGAAUCCGGUCAACGGCAAGCCGCUUAAUUCGAAAGACCUCAUCAAGCUCAACUUCGCCAGAAAUGCUGCUACCGACUCACGGGCCCCCGAUUCUAGCGAUGGCCAGGGUGACUUGAUAGAUCCUGUGUCCUUCAAAGUUUUCACAGACAACACCCAUAUCGUUGCGAUCCGACACGGAACUUACGCAAACGUCUUCGCAUGGGAAACGGUCGAGCGAAUGAACAUUAAGGGCAAGAAUUGGCGGGACCUCGUCGACGAUGAAGAGUUCACCAGAGCCGACAUUAUCACAUUGCAAGAUCCUCAGAAUGUCGCGAGCAGGGACCUGAGCCAGUUUAAGUUUCUCAAGGAUGGCGAGGACGCUGUUUUGACUAAGGAACAGGAGGAGGAACGUAAAGAGGGAAAUGUCAACAUCAAUGCGCUAGGACGAAUGGGUGAUAAGGUUCUCAGGGCAAAGCAGGCCGUUGAAAAAGCACGCAAGGAACGCGACGAAGGAGGUGAUGUGAACCGCACGUCUGCAGUUGUCAAGCCCGGGUCAACAGUGCAGCGCAAGUCUAUGAUUGUUGACAAGAAAGUUCCGUCUAAUGCGGCGGUGUAUACAACCGGAAAAGCCGCCGCUAGUUUCACCAGUACGGGUUUAACACCCGAAACAAGCGGCGAACGAGCGCUCCUGUCCGAUGAAGAAUUCAUGCUGAAGCCCAAACGAGUCAAGAUCAAGGGGUAUGCCCGAAUAGAAACGAAUCUGGGUGACCUCAACAUUGAGCUCUAUCCCGAGUUUGCCCCUCGUGCAGUAUGGAAUUUCACGAGGCUUGCGCAGAAGGGGUACUACCGGGGUGUUACUUUCCAUCGCAAUAUUAAGAAUUUCAUGGUUCAGGGAGGCGAUCCCUCUGGGACUGGUAAGGGUGGCACCAGCAUCUGGGGCAAAAACUUCCAAGAUGAAUUUGAUGGGCCUUUGACGCAUAAUGCUCGAGGUAUUCUCAGCAUGGCGAACAAAGGCAAAAACACCAACUCAAGUCAGUUCUUCAUCAUCUAUCGGCCGACAAAGCACCUCGACAACAAGCACACGGUUUUUGGUAAGGUCGUUGGUGGCCUUGACGUGCUGUCAAAAAUUGAGGAUGUCCCUACAGACGGAUCUGACAGGCCGCUCAACAGAAUUGUGAUGAAGGAAGUUGUUAUUUACCUGGAUCCCUUUGAGGAGUUUCUGAAGGAGAAAAGCGAAUCCGAAAAGCUGGAAAGGGCGAAGCAGGAAAUAGAAGUAAAUGGUGGUACGGAAGAUGACAGAACAACAUGGACGGGCAAACGAAUCAGGGCCGACGGGACUGUGGAAGGCGGAGAUGUUGGCGCUGGCGUAGGCAAAUAUCUUAAGUCGCAGAAGAGUGGCUCAGGACAUGUGGAAACGGAAGAUGUUGAUCUCUGGGAGGAGCCGGCUCGUAAGAAGAUAAAAAGCGGUGGUUUUGGCAAUUUUGAUAACUGGUAA